AUGAAUCCCAGCAUGGGCCUGUGUCAGCACAGAGGAACCUUGAAACAACACCAGAAAAGGAUGAGGAAACACUGUGCGAUCAAACAUGGAAUAUUCAAGGAAUUCCUGGCAGAAUUCCUCGGGACCUUUGUUUUGGUUUUGUUUGGCUGCGGCUCCGUUGCCCAAACUGUUCUGAGUCGAAACUCCUUGGGUGAGCCGCUCACCGUGCACAUUGGCUUCUCCGUUGGACUGAUGAUGGCGGUUUACGUGGCCGGUGGGGUAUCAGGGGGCCACGUGAACCCUGCGGUCUCCCUGGCUAUGGUCAUCCUUGGCAAACUGAAGAUUUGGAAGUUUCCUCUCUACAUCAUCGCUCAGUUUCUCGGUGCGUUUGCAGGAGCUGCUGCAGUAUUUGGAUUAUACUACGAUGCUUUCAUGGACUUCACCAGUGGGAUUCUGUCGGUGACGGGAAUCAAUGCGACCGGUCACAUAUUCGCAUCCUACCCGGCGAGGCACCUGUCCAUUCUUGGAGGAUUUAUCGACCAGGUGGUGGGCACCGGCAUGCUGGUUUUGUGCAUCUUAGCCAUCAUUGAUGGCGGAAACAUUGGUGCCCCCAAAGGUGUUGAGCCCCUGGCUAUCGGACUGAUCAUCAUGGCCAUCGGUGUGUCUAUGGGACUCAACUGUGGCUACCCCUUAAACCCUGCCAGGGACCUCGGACCACGACUUUUCACCGCCGUGGCAGGAUGGGGGAUGGAGGUUUUCAGCACGGCAGACUACUGGUGGUGGAUCCCUGUGGCGGGUCCUAUGGUUGGGGCCGUGGUGGCGGCCGUCCUGUACUACUUGCUUAUUGAACUUCACCAUCCACGCUGCGAAGCCGAGAAGCCACAGGAGGAUGGGGCCGAGGAGGAGGAGGAGGAAGAAGAUGAGGAGGACGAGGACUGCAGUAUGAAGGACAAAUACGAGAUGAUCACCAUGAGUUAA
This is a messenger RNA of Nerophis lumbriciformis (worm pipefish), 957 nucleotides long. The record is from RefSeq and is a predicted model, not a curated record. NCBI's taxonomy places the organism in Eukaryota, Metazoa, Chordata, Actinopteri, Syngnathiformes, Syngnathidae.